UAGACUCGAUUUGAAAACCAGGAACAAACUUUUUUUGUGCUCUCAAGCUCUGAACGAUGGAGCAAACUACUAGUGAAACCCCUCAAAAAACAUUUAGUUGCCAGUUGUGUGGUUUAACUAGCCCUUAUACUUACUACGGCCAGAAACCACCAAACACGAGAGCUAUUGUGCUGCUUGAGGAGUGUUUUGUGACCAAGGAUCCCUUCAGUCCGGACAAGGAGAAGUUUCUUGUUUUGGGGUCUACCUGCAGCCUUUGCAACCUGUGUGUCUGUGUCGGAUCGGACUGCAGUCUUUUCUACACCAAGAGGUUCUGCAUGCAGUGUGUGAACAAGCACUUGCACCAGUUCCCCCAUCAGAUUCAGUCUGAACUGGCCAAGAAGAAGCAGAGCUCCAAGGCUGCUGUCUCAUGACAUUGGGCAAGAUGUCCAUAACCUGCUCAGGUGCCUAGGAAAAAUAUCUGAAUAGCUGUUUUCAUUAAUUGUUUUUAUCAGCGCUUUUGAUUAAAUCCAUACUAAGCCAAACUAUAAAUACACAGUGCCGAAUAAAAAAACAUCCUCUACUUAAUUGGCAUCGCUCUAGGUUAUGAUAAUUUUGGUGGGAAAAUUAACACACAUCCAUUAGAAAAAUUCUUGUUUAUGCUUGUGGCCAGUACAUUAGCCCGCUGCAUUAGCUAACCAGGUUUUAUUUGUUUAAUGUAGGGUUUUAUAGAAGCGAACAGCAGGUGUGACUAGUGUUGCCAGACCCCUGUUGCAUUGUGUCUGCAGGCUCAGAAUUAAAAACGAUUCCCAGUUUAAAACCUCAUUGUCAUGUACUGCAUGUGGAUAGUUGCCCUGAAGUUCAUCUAAAUUUUCUGUUGCUGUCCAACUAUUUAGAGGUAUGACAACCUUUUUAAAAAAAUGUGCACAUUGCAACAAAAAAGAUUUGUCAAAUACAGAUGAACAGUAUUAGAAUUAGUGCUAUAAUAUAUUCAGUUAUUUCCACAAGGGUCAGUUCAGCUCAGUUCAGCAACUAUUCCAGGCUUCAACAAUAUUACAAGUAUGAAUGUAUGGCUCAAAAGAGAAAUAUGGAAGUAAUAGUAUUUCCAAAGACCAGUUGCUAGGCAGACCAGAUUCAUGUUUCCAUUGCUGUUGAAAUGGAAAGAAAUUAAUACACUUCUUACAGUUUUUCUUUACACUUGAUGAAUUAUGCCUGUCGCGCAAUUUUUUUAAUGCUCCUUUUUAUGAGAGAACUCAUUUUUAUUACUUUUCAGCGACAUAUGGUAUUAGUAACAUUUAUUACACAUCCUCUCUAACGAUAGACAUAUGUGUGUUGACAGUGACACAUCCUUUGCAAGAGUGCAUUACUGCUGUCCCUUUGAUUCCUUUGUUCAUGGUCAAAGGGUGAACUGUUGACUUCUGUGGAGUCAAAAAAUAUUUUUCUAUGUUAUCUAAAAACCAUUAAAAAAAAACAA
Seriola dumerili (greater amberjack) is the source of this 1450-nucleotide messenger RNA. RefSeq names its product cysteine rich DPF motif domain containing 1 (gene cdpf1). NCBI's taxonomy places the organism in Eukaryota, Metazoa, Chordata, Actinopteri, Carangiformes, Carangidae. The transcript is spliced from 3 exons. The record is from RefSeq and is a predicted model, not a curated record. The coding region runs from base 57 to 410 and encodes 117 amino acids.